ACGCAAUGGACGCUCUUUCCGCGGCUCUGCAGCCUUACAAGGAACUGGUCGGUAAUGUGGCCGGCAUCGUAACCGUGAUGCAGAUGUUCAGCGGAUGUUUCGUGUGCAACGACAUCCGCCAAAAGGGCAGCUCGGACGGAUUCUCCCCGAUGCCAUUCAUCGGUGGUUGUGGGUUAACCAUUCUUUUCCUGCAGCACGCCCUGCUGAUGGGUGAUCCGGCCAUGACGCGGGCGAACUUGGUUGGGUUUGCGAUCAGUCUCGUUUACACUGUGUUUUACUACUUCUACACUCCAAAAGCUAGUCGAGGAGAGUUUUGGAAGCAGGUUGGCAUGUCUGGUGCAAUGGUUGUGUCGUUGAUGGUCUACGCGCGAUUGGAAGAUCCGGCACUGGUCGAGGAUCGGUUCGGUAUGAUCGUAACCGUACUGCUGUUGAUGCUGAUUGCGCAACCAUUGUUUGGGCUGCCGGAAAUUAUGCGUAAAAAAAGCACCGAGGGUUUACCUUUUGCAAUGAUUUUGUCCGGUACGGUAGUCGGAUGCAUGUGGUUGCUGUAUGGGAUUAUACUGAAUAACACCUUUGUGAUACUACAAAACUUCACGGGGCUUGUCCUGAGUGCAGUGCAGCUAGCGCUGUUUGUGAUAUAUCCCUCGAAGGGCGCGAAGAAAAAGAAGCAGUAACUAAAUUCUUGGUUUCAAACACUAAAGUUUUUUAACUAGAUUUUUGUACACUGUAGUUUAAAGUCUAUAGAACGGUUUUAGGCAUAGCGCAAGUUUUGGAUGUGUAUCACUUACACAUUCAGUCCUGUAGUAUUGUACCUAGAUACUUGUAUUCGCCAUAUGAAUUUCCUCAUACACUAUGUUAGUAUAAAUCAAUCCAAUACGGUUUGUAAAUAAACACGUUGAAAAUAAAA
Wyeomyia smithii (pitcher-plant mosquito) is the source of this 907-nucleotide messenger RNA. RefSeq names its product sugar transporter SWEET1-like. The transcript is spliced from 4 exons. Gene Ontology annotation, molecular function: sugar transmembrane transporter activity. NCBI's taxonomy places the organism in Eukaryota, Metazoa, Arthropoda, Insecta, Diptera, Culicidae. Gene Ontology annotation, biological process: carbohydrate transport. Bases 6 to 674 code for a protein of 222 amino acids. The record is from RefSeq and is a predicted model, not a curated record. Gene Ontology annotation, cellular component: membrane.